Molecule: messenger RNA, 917 nt
Organism: Scutellospora calospora
Lineage: Eukaryota; Fungi; Glomeromycota; Glomeromycetes; Diversisporales; Gigasporaceae
Source: the annotation of a GenBank genome assembly
AACAUGAAGAUUCAUCUGUAAAAUCAUCAAAAGACUAUGAGGAUUCAUACAUCAUAAAACCUUCAAUGGAUCGUGAGAACUCAAAUUUAAAAUCUUCAAAAGAUCAUGAGAAAUCUCAAGAAAUUGUUAUGAAUAAUAAUAUAUCUUUAACUGAACAACUAUCGCAAGUUGCAUCUCCUAAUCACAAAUCGAACUCUGAAAAAGUAAUAACGGUCGAACAAAUCAAACAAGAGCUAAACGAUAACAUAAUGAUGAUUGAUGAGAAAGAAAAAAAUUCUUUGCCAGAAAAAAUCAAACGACCCAGAAGAUCGAAUCGAGAAACAUAUGCAUAUUUAAAUAUGUUGCCUAAACGACGUACUAGACAACAAUCACAAUCUGAAUGGAGGUUUCCACAUAAUAAUUUCUUACCUCAAGUCUCUCGACAAUCAUCACAACCAAAACGUCGAAAGCUUGAAAAGCCAUUGGAACAUGAAAAAUCAUUGGAACAUAAAAAACCAAUGGAAUAUGAAAUACCUGUAAUAUCAAAACCAAUCGAACCCGAAGUUUUACCACUGCAUCAAUCUGAAGUUUUACCACUGCAUCAAUCUGAAGUUUUACCACUGCAUCAAUCUGAAGUUUCACCACUGCAACAAUCUGAAGAUCAAGUAACGACAAUGGUAUCAUGCGAAAGAGAUCCAUACAAACCAAGAAACCUCGAUAUACAAAAUGUAACUACUAGGCGAUCUGUUCGUCAAGCCAAUAAAAAAGAAAGUGUAAUAUCCUCAAAUGAUAAUGAAAAAGUGAACAUUAAACGAGAAAAGGUGUAUAUUAAAAAAGAAUUUGAAAAUGGGCAAAAUUUAAUGAUGAUUGAAGAAAGAGCAGUUAAUGAAUGUCUAACGGAAGUAGAUCAACUAGUCGAACAAGAAUCUGAUGAACAA